AUGUCGACAAAUGCUCUUCCUUACAUUGGACGGAAGAUCAGCCUGGUUUCAAACUCUGAGCUGCGUUACGAAGGCAUUCUCUACACCAUCAACACGCAGGAGUCCACGAUAGCUCUUCAGUCCGUGCGAUGCUUUGGCACGGAGGGCAGGAAGAUGCCUGAGAUCCCUCCAUCCAGUGAGGUCUACGACUUUAUCAUCUUCCGUGGACAGGACAUCAAAGACUUGACCGUUUUGGAAGGUCAGGGAAAGCCUUCAAGCACCACCGAUCCUGCAAUUAUCUCUGUGAAUCAACGUCCUGCAGGUAAGGAUGGAAAGGGGAAGGGUGACACUGGAGGCGUGCCAACAAUUGACAGUGACGCCUCCGACUGGGACGGACCCGCUUUAUGCAAGGCAAGGCCACCUAUGGGCCCAGCUGGCACAAUUUGGCAUCUUGGCAUCUUGGAGCUGAAAAACCUUGCUCCGCAGCAUGCUCCGCACAGAUAA
This is a messenger RNA of Cladocopium goreaui, 483 nucleotides long. NCBI's taxonomy places the organism in Eukaryota, Dinophyceae, Suessiales, Symbiodiniaceae. The record is from the annotation of a GenBank genome assembly.